ACCCAAAACGAGCGUGCCCUGCAGUGUGCAUCCAGACGGGGAGCUGUCAUCUGGAGAUUCAACCCGCACUGUAGCCUCUGACCACCUCGACACACACCCGGAAGGCGUGAGGGGAAAACUACAAAACGGCAGAAUGAAUCGUUUCAAGACAUCAAAAUUCAAAAAUACCACCCCGAAAAUUGCCAAGAAAGAUGGCUGGAUCUGCAACAUCCGUGCCGGUAACGUCCAGUCCCUGGGAAACCACAUCAAGGCCAGCUCUGAGCUCGUGGCCUUCAACAUCGACCAGGCUGGCGGCGGAAUGCUGGGAGUGACCUCCGUGAGUCCAGCAGCAGAUGGAAAAUGGACCAUCUCUCAGCUCCCGUGCCAUGGAGAUCUGGUGACCGACCUGGACUUCUCUCCCUUUGACGAUGCCCUCCUGGCGACCUGCUCUGCCGAUGAAACGGUCAAGCUGUGGCGCCUCUGUAGCCCAGAGAAGGAGCAGCCCGGGGGGCCAGAGCUGAACCUGAGCCCUGGGCUGGGCCGACUGGAGCUGGUCCUCUUCCACCCGACGUCCUCCGGCCUGCUGGCCGUCGGGGCCGCCCAGUCUGCCCUGCUGUGGGACACCAGCCGCCAGGACGCCCCGCUCGCAGUGCUGGAGAAGCAUGAUGACAAGUUGCAGAGUCUGAGUUGGAAGCAAGAUGGCUCUCUGCUUGCAUCUUCCUGCCUGGACAAAAUGCUCAGAGUGUUUGAUCCCAGGGCCCAGCUGACACCUGUUCAGAGCGUCAAGAAUAUGCACAGCAGCAAAGGCUCCCGCGCUCUCUGGGCGAGAGACGCCUACCUGCUGACCACGGACACGCACCGUGGUCGGGAGGUGAGGCUGUGGGACAGCAGGAAGCUCGGCUCCGCCCUGGGAUCCGUGUCCGUCAGCGACUCCAGCGGGACUCUGAUUCCCAUGUUCGAUGCGGACACUGGCCUGCUUGUCGUGAGUGGAAUGGGGGACCCCAUCUUCGACUGCUUUGAGGUCACAGCUUCUGAGCCCUACCUCUCCCAAGUGAGCCACUUCCUGGCGACCACGCCCACCCGGGGGGCGUGCGCGGUCCCCAAGAUGGCGAUGGACACGCUCUCCUGCGAGGUGAUGCGUGUGUUCCAGCUGACGGACAGCUGCAUCAUGCCCAUCAGCUACCAGGUCCCCCGCAAGUCGAGCCAGGAGUUCCACGCUGACCUGUACCCGGACACCGCGGGCCGCACCCCAGCCCAGUCCGCCCAGGAGUGGUGGAAGGGAGAGAACGCACAGGUUGACAAGGUCAGCCUCAACCCGGACAAACAACCCAAAGCGAAGGCAUCCAAUCCGACGGCCCUGCCGAAGAAACUGCAGAGUGGGCGGAGCAAGGAGGAGGCCGCCCCGGGCCUGUCCGCCUCCAGCAGCACCCUGAGCAGCGCCAGCAGCAGCGCCGCCCCAUCCCGCUCGCCCUCCUCCUCCUCAGGCCUGUCCACGGGCCCCGGGCCCCGCCCCAGCCCCACACCCGCACCCGGGCCCGGGCCCAGCCAGAGCGUCAAGGCCAUCCAGAACCUGAUGGGUCCCAACUCCAAGUUCCGCCACAUCCAGGGCUCGGUGCGCCACCGGGACGCCCACAUCACCAACCUGAAGGCGCUGAACCUCACCACGCCCGGGGAGAGCGACGGCUUCUGCACCAACGCCCAGAGGGUCGCCGUGCCGCUGUCUACCCCCGGGGGGCAGAUCGCCGUCCUGGAGCUCUCCAAGCCCGGGAAGCUCUCGGACACCUUCCUGCCCACCGUCCAGAACACGGUCAACGUGGCCGACCUCUGCUGGGACCCCUUUAACCCCCGCAGGCUAGCCGUGGCUGGCGAGGACGCUAAGAUCCGUGUGUGGACGGUUCCAGAGGGAGGACUGACGGAGACCCUGACGGAGCCCGACCUCCUCCUGCAGGGCCACACGGAGAAGAUCUACUCCAUCCGGUUCCACCCGUUGGCCAGCGGGCUGCUGGUGUCCUCCUCCUACGACCUGACCGUCCGGCUCUGGGACCUGGGGACGGGCCAGGAGGUCAAGGUGCUCUCGGGACACCAGGACCAGAUCUUCGGUCUGGGCUGGAGCCCCGACGGCAAGCUGCUGGCCACCGUUUGCAAGGACGGGAAGGUCCGCGUCUACGACCCGCGCAAGUCCACCGCACCGGUCGAGGAGGGCCCUGGUCCCGGGGGCCACAGGGGGGCCCGUGUGGUGUGGGUGUGUAAGGGGGAGUACUUCCUGGUGUCUGGAUUUGACAGUAACAGUCAGAGGGAGCUGUCCCUGUACUCCGUGGGGGCCUUGGCCUCCGGGCCCCUGGCCACCACCGAGGGGGACGUCUCCCCCUCCACCCUCAUCCCCUUCUACGACCCCGACACCAGCCUCCUCUUCCUCACCGGCAAGGGAGACACGCGCGUGUGCAUCUACGAGAUUGUUCCGGAGCAGCCCUACUUCCUGGAGUGCAGCAGCUUCAGCUCUCAGGAGCCCCACAAGGGUCUGACCUUCCUGCCCAAGACGGUGUGUGACGUGCGUGAGGUGGAGGUGGCCCGGGGGCUGAUCCUCACCAAGACCACCAUAGAGCCGGUGGCCUUCAAGGUGCCCCGCGUCAAGAAAGAGUACUUCCAGGACGACCUGUUCCCGGAGACGGCCGUGUGGUGGGAGUCCUCCCUCUCCUCCUCUGAUUGGCUGGCUGGUUCCAAUGGGAAGCACCGCACCAUCAAGCUCCGCCCAUCGGACAUGGCCCCCGUGAGCGAGGCCCCCAAGGAGGUGCCGGUGAAGAAGUACAUGCCCUCCUCCUACUACCUGGAGGAGAAGACGGACGAGCAGAAGAAGGACGAGCUGCUGAGUGCCAUGGUGGCCAAGCUGGGGAACAUGGAUGACCCCCUCCCUCAGGACGGCUUCGAGGGCGUGGACGAGGACGAGUGGGAUGACUAGAGGCAGCUGGUGGUGGUGGUGGUGGUGGUGGUGGUUCUGCUGCCACAACAGGACGCGCCACCAUCAGAGGAGCUAGAGAGCCUGUAUGUUGCCAUUCCUGCGUUCUCCGGUGUCGCUGUCCUGCGUCUGAUAUGUUGUCUCCCGUUGCCUCCCUCGAUGCCAGGAACACACGUAACUAAAACAGCAAUACCUAAAGCAGCCUGCAGGCGGUCUUCCAGGGCCUCGCAACCAAUAAUUAAUUCCAUAAGUCCCCACUAGGGGGCGGUAACAGCGAUAGCAUUCAGUGGAUUUCUAUAAGCGGGUGGACGGAUGGUGUGUGUGCAUGUACAAGCUUACCUCCGUCGUGUCCGGACAUGGUGGUCGAUCUCAGAAGCACAGCAUGAUUUGUUUUCAGUGUCCGGUGACAGGAUCCCGUUCCACCACAACGUGUCUUUGAAUUGUCCAAGAGAUUACACACCUUCUUUGAGAUUCCUUGUUUCAGACAACUGAAUAGCAUGUGUUUGUAAAAGAAAUUCACAUAAAACUGUGACUUUCCACUCACUCACCGUCUUCCCCUUCGGUGCACAACCUCUGAACCUAUGCAUAAAUAGGUAGCGCACAAACACACACACACACAAAUAAAACACGCAUGUGUACACACACAAGCACACACAAACCCACACCAUGAACACCAUCUAUAUUCCUGGUGGUGCAUUAGCCUCCUAUCACUAUACUGUAGAAUUUUAAAGAUUACUGGAUAUCGACUGCAAAUAAGCACUCACGCACAUACUCAUGCACAGACACACACACACACACACACACACACACACACACACACACACACACACACACACACACACAUACAUACAAAAAUACACAAAACAUCAGGGUCACAAAUAUGUCUGUUUAAACAAACUGGAAUUUGUAUUUAUGCAAACAUCGUUUUUUGUUAACAGUCAUUGUAAGACUUUAAUUCCAUUGUGCCAUUUCGGGAGAUAUUCUUUGUGCCAGUCAUGAACUUUAUAGACAUGGUUAGAGGGACUUUAGGAGUCAUUUAUUGGUGUUGUAAACCAUCAUUAAUAGUAUUAGAUGGCGUAUUAAAGGUUCAAAUUAAGACAGGGAUUUAUUUAUGUGGUUCGGGUUUUGUUUUUUCAGAAUGGCUAUAAUUUGCUUUUAUAACCCUUGACUCACUUUGUUAUUAUUAGCAAUAGCUCACAGCCAAUGUCUUACUUAUUUACAGUGCAGUAUUACAAACGCAAGCUGCCAUUUACAAUCAGGGCUACAGUAGAAUGCAAUACUGUCAUGAAUUCAGAACCAAUCAUGUUGAUGUUUACAAACGAUGAUAUUAGAACGGAAUCAAUAGACCACUUCAACCUCACAUGGAAUAUGCACAUGGUGUAGUUCCUAAGGUGAACAAAGGGGGUCGUUAGUGUCAAUGUGUAACGUAUUCGUGCCUGCAAUUUAUAUCAUGGUCUAACCUGGGAUGUUCUUUAGCCUUCCAAUGUUAAUCUUUUUUACAUUGUAAUGUGUAGUGCUGUAUUCUCUUACUUACUUAAUGGCUUCGUGUGUAUUUACAUUGUUGCAUUGAAAUAAAUACUUUUUCAAACGUA
Molecule: messenger RNA, 4524 nt
Organism: Gadus morhua (Atlantic cod)
Lineage: Eukaryota; Metazoa; Chordata; Actinopteri; Gadiformes; Gadidae
Gene: coro7
Product: coronin 7
Exons: 28
Coding region: 134-2935 (933 amino acids)
Molecular function (GO): protein binding
Source: RefSeq, a predicted model, not a curated record